UCUCACUACCGAGCUUCUCUCGCCCAAACCUCCCCUCUCCUCCACAGCGACAGCGAGAGACACGACAAGAGCGGAACUUCGUUCGUCCUCACCGGAGCUCAGGAAGGCAGUGCCCGGCCACGAGGACAGCGACCCUCACCUCCUGUGUCCAGUUCCUCGGCUAGGCUCACCGCCGCUGCACACCUCCUCUCUCUGGUUCCGGGGCGGCGCAGGAGGGAAGGGCAGAGGAGCAGUCUAAAUCGGGAUGGCAGCCAGUGCGACGACGGGGGCGUUGUACCCGCUCCUCGGCAAGCUCACCCAGCUGCUCGGCGAGGAGUACAAAAAGCUCACGGGUGUGAGGAAGCAGGCCUCGUUCCUCAAGGACGAGCUCAGCGCCAUGAAAGCUCUGCUUGACAAGAUGGAGCUCAUGGAUAAGCUCGAUUCACCGGCCAAGAACUGGAGGGACGACAUCAGGGAGAUGUCCUAUGAUAUGGAGAACUGCAUCGAUGACUUCAUUCAUGACAUCGAAGAAGGUGCCCGUGCAAAGAAAGGCUUCCCCGGGAAGAUGGCUCAGCGCCUGAGAAGGUUGAUCAAGCGUCAUCAGAUCGCCAACCGCAUCCAGGAGUUCAAGGGUCUUGCUGAAGAAGCAAAUGCUCGGCGCAAGAAGUACAACAUUGAUGAGUGCAUCAAUUCGAGUCCUAAAACUGUGGCCGUGGAUCGCCGAAUGACGGCGAUCUACAAGGAGGCAGCAAGCCUUGUUGGUAUUGACGGCCCGAGAGAAGAGCUGGUCAGUUUGCUGAUGGAUUCUCAGAUGAAACUCAAAGUGGUUUCCAUCGUAGGGUUUGGAGGUUUGGGUAAAACCACGCUUGCCAAACAAGUGUAUGAUGAGGUUGGAGAGCAAUUUGAUUAUAAGGCAUUUUUCUCAGUCUCCCAAAGGCCAGAAGUGAAAAGCCUUCUUGUUGGCCUACAGUUAAAGCUUGGGAUGAAGGAUUCUUCUCAUGCUUAUGAGCUGCAAGACAUUAUUGAUUGCCUUAGAGAACACCUCAAACACAAGAGGUACUUUAUUGUAGUUGAUGACUUGUGGGAUCAACAAGCAUGGGAUAUUAUUAGUUGUGCCUUUCCUGACAAUAGUACCGGAAGUAGAGUAAUGGUAACCACACGAUUGGAUGAUGUAGCUGUCAAAGCGUGUCAGAGUGACCGUGCCUGCAUUUACAGAAUGAAGCCACUCAAAGAACAAGACUCAAGAAAAUUAUUUUUUGAUAGAGUAUUUGGGUCUGAAAAUGUAUGCCCAUCACAGCUCAAAGAAAUUUCGGUCGAAAUUCUCAGGAAGUGUGGCGGGUUGCCACUUGCAAUUAUCACAAUAGCUAGCCUAUUAGCUAGCCAUGAAGCAAGAUUGUUGAAUGAAUGGGAGAUCAUAAAGAAUUCUCUUGGUACCAAGUUUGUCACAAAACCCACCUUGGAGGAGAUGAGGGGUAUACUGAACCUUAGCUACAUGCAUCUUCCUGUUUAUCUCCGCCCGUGUUUUUUGUAUCUUGGCAUGUAUCCAGAAGACCGUGAGAUUGAGAGGGAUGACCUAGUUCGGCAAUGGAUAGCCGAAGGCUUUGUUUGUAGUUCGCAUAGAGCGGAUUUGGAUGAUGUUGCAAAAAGUUAUUUCAAUGAGCUUGUCAAUAGAAGUAUGAUUCAGCCCGGAAGAACAUCUUAUGGGGAGGUACUUUCUUGCAGAGUGCACGAUAUGAUGCUUGAUUUGAUCUUAAGCAAGAGUACAGAAGAUAAUUUUAUCAGUGUAGCAUAUAACUGUGAAGACAUGGCAAGAUUGCACAGUUGGAAGUACAAGGUUCGUCGAUUAUCCCUCCAAUCAAGUGUAGGUGGUGCAACAUCGGAGACCCUUGCUACUAGCAUGACACAAGUUCGAUCAUAUGUGCAGUUUACAAAGUCCCAAUACACACCUCCCCUUUCAAAGUUUAAGUAUCUACGGGUGCUUGCCUUUGAGUUCCCUUCGCUUUUGCAAACGACAAUUGACCUCACAGCAAUUGGCCAUUUGUUUCUACUGAGAUAUUUGAAGGUUUCAGGCACAUAUGUAGUUGUAGCUUUCCCAGCAGAAAUUCAAGGGCUUGUGCAUUUGGAAACUCUCGUGGUAAAUUCCGAGCGGACAGAAAGCUUUCCUUCAGACAUAAGUUGUUUGCCCAACCUGUUUCAUCUGGUGCUUCCAAGACGUAUAGGGCUGCCUAAAGGGAUCAAGAAGAUGAGAUCAAUCCGCACCCUGAGUUGUUGGGAGAUGUCAGAGAGUUCGCUUGAGGAUAUCAAAGGCCUUAGCGAGUUGACCAAUCUAAGGGAAUUGUACUUAAGCAUGCCUUUAAACAAGUGCUUGACCUUGGAACAAGAGGAUGCUUUGGUGUCCUCCAUCAGAAUGCUCCGAGACCUCAAGUGCCUUGAGCUCAAUUGGAUGCGUGGAUGUGGUGACCCUAACAGCCAGCUAUACUCCUUACAUGGUCCUCCUCGCCGUCUCGAGGUACUCCAUCUGCCAUGGUUGGAGUUCAGAAGAGUUCCCACAUGGAUCGGUGAACUAUGUUGCCUCCGGAUGCUCGAUCUGAAGGUGUUGCACCUGUCGUGUGAUGAGUUUCGUGUUCUUGGCGAGCUCCCAUCCCUCGUCUAUGUCAAGCUCUACGUGGUAGAUGUCUCGCAAGACAAAGUUGUGGUUGGCAUGGGGUUGUUCCCAGUUCUGGAGCACUUUUAUUUUGAGUGUGCCAAAGACGUGAAUGUGUAUCUGAGCUUUGAGGCAGGAGCUAUGCCCAAGGUACAAACGCUCAGCCUGAACUCCAGCUGGGGAGCGUGGAGAGGUGCUACACCGGUCGGCAUGGAGUGCCUGCCCUGCCUCCACAAAAUCAAACUGAUGCAUGUCUGGCCCAGGCUUGGUGUACACGCUAAACUCGAGUCUGCCUUCAAGGGUGCCGUAAGCCUGCACCCAAGGCAUCCCUCUGUUACUUUUUGUUAGCCAUCCAUUCCGCCACCUUGCUAUCUGUAACGUAAUUAUUUUCUUAUUCUGCGCCUCAGUUUUAUUUUUUCAACGAAUAUUUCUGUCAGCGCAUUAACGCAGACAGCAGAGUUUGGAAAUAUUUGGUCCUAAUAGAUCAAUCUUGCCUGUGCACGCCUCGUCUCGAUCCAUGUAUGCAUGCAUGUAUACUUUUGGAUGUUUAUUUCCAGGAAUGUACUGAUUAAGCUCAACUUGAUUGGAAACGCAUUGGCGUCAUUGCUUCGAUUCUGUAAUAAAAUGUUUCCAGGCUGCAGCUGGUGAAAAUGCUACUGGUAUACUGGACGCGUUGCUUUUAUUGCUUUUGUUGCAUUUGCAAGUACAUGGUGACAUCGCAUUUAUCAUCGAACAUUAAACAUACAGCACUAAAACGUAUGGAAAUUCUGAUUUCAACUUUUGAAAUCUACCUACUGUAGCUUCUGCCACAAUGGGAAAGCAUGGAUAGAGAUCAGAACAUAACAUCAAUGCAUGGUUUGGAGCAGGCAGUAUCAAAUUUCAGUCGAUUUCAGGAUUGCUACCAGGGGCACUUCUAGGUCCUAGUGGCAGAGCAGCAACCAAAUUUCCAGCCAAAAGAUCCAUCGCCACGAUUCCUACUACUCCUCACCUAUAUAUCAGAACAGAACACCAUCGAUAAUACGCAAAACUUAAUUUGCCGGUGAGGCCCGAUGGUCACCGCAACGCUGAAAUUUACAAAAGGCACCCGAGAUGAUCACACAAGUGGAAUGCAUUGUUGAUAAACCGUAACUGGUACGUACAUACCUUCCAAUUCAACUAAUCCAAAGUUCAAAAUAAUUCAUCUUUGCUUCUCAGGAAGAGAAAAGGAUGGGGAUUGGUACCUGCAGGCUGCUUAUGACUUAUGAGCAGGUGACAACCUCGAUUUUUAUUUGAAAAUAACCACUAAAAAGAUAUAGACAACAGCUGAUAUCAUGGAAAUAAAACUCACGACUGUGUGUGUGUGUGUGUGUGUGUGUGUGUGUGUGAUUUUGCUUCUCAGGCACUAAAAAUAUCAUCAGCCAUUGUCCUAAAAACAUUCAGGCAGUAUUAUGCAUCUUAGGCAUCACAUCUCAAAGAAAAAAAAACAAUAGCAAUGUCUAAAUAGCUGUUGUCCAUCAGUGUGUGUGUGUGUGUGAUUUUGCUUCUCAGGCACUAAAAAUAUCAACAGCCAUUGUCCUAGAAACAUUCAGGCAGUAUUAUGCAUCUCUUAGGCAUCACAUCUCAAAGAAAGAAAAAAAAUCAAUAGCAAUGUCUAAAUAGCUGUUGUCCAUCAGUAUGCGUCAUAAUUUUUUUGUACGAGUUACACAAAAUAAGAAAUCAAGAAAUAUGCAUGGUAUGUGAAGGAUCAGAAAACCUCACUACCAUUUCAGUAGGCCACCAAUUAAAAUUUAGAUGAAAGUAAGGUCGUGAAACUUCACUAAAUUAUUUCUAUUUAAGGCACUCUCCAAGUUAUUGUAAGGUUAUCUAUACCCAGUUCUACAUCUAAGCAAGAUCAUGCAAAUAUAAAAAGUAUGCUCUUUAAAUCUGUCACCGUUACCUACACAGCGACUUCACUGUGUCGGCAAUGAAAACAGUAAUUUUAUUUUUAUAUGUACUCCCGAUUAACCUGUAUGGAAACAACAGAAAAUACCAGGGCAACGACAAGGAAACUACAUGAAAGCUGUUACCAGAUCAUAAACAGCAGCAAUCUGACAACCAAAGCACAAGAACGCCAAUCCAAGGAAGCACUUACAAAGAAUCUGUAAACAAGCAGAAAACAGAAUAUAGAACAGAGGCAAAUUUUCCACAUGAUAUUGUUUCCAGUGGUUUGCAAGCUCUUGGAUGGAACUCUCUGCAAUUCUGCAGCUAUGAACAGCCAACAGCAAGGCGUGAAAUUAAUUAGUGACAUGAAGCAAUGCGAAAAAGAGAAGCAAGUGCAGUAUUUCAGUAACGAAUCAACCAAUGACAAGAAGAAACAAAUCUAGAUCAGAUUCAAAUAGAUGGAUUUCUUACUAACAAAAUAAUAAAUCCACCAGGUAGAAAUGGGAGCAGUUCUCCAAAAAAAAAAUUCAAAGAGUAAGCCGAGUUCGAGGCUACAUGCCUUUCUUAGUGGA
Molecule: messenger RNA, 5094 nt
Organism: Aegilops tauschii subsp. strangulata
Lineage: Eukaryota; Viridiplantae; Streptophyta; Magnoliopsida; Poales; Poaceae
Product: disease resistance protein RGA5-like
Biological process (GO): defense response to other organism
Molecular function (GO): ADP binding
Source: RefSeq, a predicted model, not a curated record